This is a messenger RNA of Lactuca saligna, 1650 nucleotides long. NCBI's taxonomy places the organism in Eukaryota, Viridiplantae, Streptophyta, Magnoliopsida, Asterales, Asteraceae. The record is from the annotation of a GenBank genome assembly.
AUGGCGACCACCAGAUCGCUACAGCUUGUAUUCAACAGAAUCAAGAGCAGGGGAACCGUUCGGUGCUUUGGGACUGCUACCGAAGGCAUCGCCUCUCCUGCCGCCUCUUCUCGCCACCUUAUCGAUUUAGAACACGAUUACAGCGCACACAAUUAUCAUCCUGUCCCUGUUGUAUUUUCUCAUGGAAAAGGGUCGGCUAUUUGGGAUCCAGAAGGCAAAAAAUAUCUCGACUUUCUUGCAGCUUACUCUGCAGUUAAUCAGGGACAUUGUCAUCCAAAGAUCAUGAAAGCAUUAAUGGAACAGGCACAAAACCUAACCCUCAGUUCUAGAGCCUUCUACAAUGACAAAUUUCCAGUCUUUGCAGAGUAUUUAACCAAAAUGUUUGGAUAUGACAUGGUUCUUCCAAUGAACACUGGUGCUGAAGGAGUAGAAACCGCUAUAAAGCUUGCAAGAAAAUGGGGUUAUGAGAAAAAAGGAAUCCCCAAAGAUCAGGGUAUCAUUGUCUCAUGUUGUGGUUGCUUCCAUGGUCGCACAAUGGCUGCUAUUUCCAUGAGUUGUGAUAAUGAUGCCACUAGUGGAUUUUGGCCAUUGUUACCUGGUCAACUUAAAGUUGACUUUGGAGAUGAAGCUGCCCUUAAGAAACUUUUUGAAGAAAAAGGAGACUAUAUAGCUGGUUUUUUAUUUGAGCCCAUUCAAGGAGAGGCUGGGGUUAUGAUUCCUCCAGAUGGUUAUCUUAAAAGUGUGAGAGAACUUUGCUCAAAGCACAACGUCUUAAUGAUUGCAGACGAGAUACAAAGUGGGUUAGGAAGAUCAGGAAGAAUGCUGGCAUGUGAUUGGGAAGGUGUGAGGCCUGAUGUUGUUAUACUAGGAAAAGCAUUAGGUGGUGGAGUGAUACCAGUUAGUGCAGUUCUUGCAGACAAAGAUAUCAUGCUUUGCAUACAACCAGGUGAACAUGGAAGCACAUUUGGAGGAAACCCAUUGGCCAGUGCUGUUGCCAUUGCAUCAUUGCAGGUGAUACAAGAUGAAAAGCUUGCCGAAAGAUCUGCUGAAAUGGGAGAGGAACUGAGAGGAUUAUUAAGAAAAAGUCAGCAGCAAUUUCCUGAUGUUGUGAUGGAAGUGCGUGGAAAAGGCUUAUUCAAUGCAGUUGAGCUUAUUAGCAAGUCUUUAUAUCCUGCAAAUGCAUACGAUCUAUGUAUUAAAUUGAAGGAAAGAGGAAUUCUUGCAAAACCUACGCAUAAUGCCACUAUCCGCUUAACUCCUCCCCUUUCAAUAAGUUUGGAUGAGAUUCGGGAAGGCGCUAAGGCGUUUCUUGAUGUAUUGGAAUGCGAUCUUCCGAAACUGGUGAAGGAGAAGCCGAUGGAAACUACUCCAAAAGCUCCGGAAUCAUGUCACCGUUGUGGACGCGACUUGUAUGGCUCUUCCUAAAAACUAUUUUCAUGGGAAUGGAAUAGAUUAUAGAUAUUGGAAUGGAAUAAACAAGGGAAUGGAAUUCAAUCACUCGUUAUAUUUCAUCAUCAUGUUUGUCGGACUGAACUGAAUUUUUAUUUGUAUGUAAAACACAAUAUAGAUGAUUUUAAUUUUACUCGAGAUUAUCUUCACUAUAACCAAUGGAAUUUUAUCGACAAAAAUAAAAAUUGAACAUGAUAAAAG